This is a messenger RNA of Penicillium subrubescens, 1608 nucleotides long. RefSeq lists its product as uncharacterized. Lineage: Eukaryota; Fungi; Ascomycota; Eurotiomycetes; Eurotiales; Aspergillaceae. The coding region runs from base 1 to 1608 and encodes 535 amino acids. Gene Ontology annotation, molecular function: carbohydrate:proton symporter activity. The record is from RefSeq and is a predicted model, not a curated record. The transcript is spliced from 11 exons. Gene Ontology annotation, cellular component: membrane. Gene Ontology annotation, biological process: carbohydrate transport; transmembrane transport.
AUGGAUACUAUCAAGGGAAACAGUGAAGCUAUCGAAGAUGCUUCUGCGAUGAAGCGACCCGUAACACCGGUCAAGGGCGGCGACCCUGUUAUGCGCUCUCGAGAGGAUGAUCUCAGUGUCUGGCAGUGUGCUCUCCGAUUCAAGAGAGUGUCUUUGAUUGCGAUGGUUGCUGCCUUCAGUGCCUCGCUUGAUGGCUACCAGAUCAAUCUAAACGGUGGUAUCGUCUCGAACAAAGGUUUCAUAAGGCAGAUGGAACCCUCCGGUGUCAAAAUCCUCGACGGCAAAUACGUUUCAGCAUGGGGCGGUAUCCAGUCGGCUGGUCAGUUCGUGGGACAAGUUCUCCUUCAAUAUGCCACGGAGAGACUUGGUCGCAAAGCCGCUUUGUACAUUAUCUGGGUAGAUCUGGUUAUUAGUAUCUUCAUCGAAACCUUUGCUACGAACUGGCAGCACUGGCUUGUAGCCAAGUUGUUUUCGGGCAUGGGCGUGGGCAUGUUGCAAUGUACCUUGCCCCUCUACCUGUCCGAGCUUGCUCCAACACAGCUGCGAGGAUUCUACAUUAACGCAUACAGCUUCUGGUUCGUUGUCGGUCAAAUCUUCGCUUCAGUGGCCUUGAAAGAACUGAGCGCGGUAGACCCCUAUGAGUUCCGAAUUCCGAUUUAUACACAGUGGGCCAUGAUUGGUGCUAUCGCCCUCAUCUUCCUCGCCCUUCCAGAGUCCCCGUGGUGGCUUGUAAGCAAAGGCAAGAUCGACAAGGCUGCCAAAGUGCUCACAUUCUGCAAUGGCAAAGUUGAGGGCUAUGACGUCCAAGAGCAACUUGAAGUCAUGACUACAACCGUCACGCAGGAGCGCAUUCUCGCAGAGCAGAACUCGAACGAAGGAAUAUGGGCUGUCUUCAAGGGUCGCAACUUGAUUCGAUUCAUUAUUGCUAGUUGGCCAAAGAUUGUACAGCAAUUUGUUGGCCUGUCCGUGUUCAACACGUACGCCACUUACUUUUUCCAAUAUGCCGGAAACAAGGACCCAUUCCGAGUCACUGUUAUUCUUUCAUGCGUACAACUGAUCUCGGUUCUUCUCACCGCUACGAGCACCGAUCAGUUUGGUCGUCGGCCAUUGACAGUUUAUCCUUACGCUGUGACCAGUGUGUCGGUCUUGUGUCUUGGAAUCAUCGGCUGCUUCAACUACACUAAGCCAUCUACUAGCUCACUUCUGGUCUUCUUCGCUUGCUUGGCAACCAUGUCAACCACAGGCGCCUCAGCUAUCGGAUAUGCCUACGCUGCAGAAGUUCCUCAACAACGUCUACGUGCGAAGACUGCAGGAUGGGCACUUGCCUUUUCCAAUCUCAUUGCCAUCAUGUUCAGUUUCUGCACGCCACUGAUGAUCAACGGCACUGCUAAAUGGGGUGUUAAAACUGGUUUCUUCUUUGCUGGAACCGGAACAGUCUCGACAGUCAUCGCCUGGUUCAUCCUUCCGGAGUUGACCCGUCGUACUCCUGCUGAAAUCGAUGAGAUGUUCGAGGAGAAGGUUAAUCUUCGGAAGUUCAAGGGUUAUGUUACCGAAGUUCAGGUGCGGGCCAACGAACAGCAUCAGACUGAGGAGCUGCAUACCGCAUAA